Molecule: messenger RNA, 1646 nt
Organism: Myotis lucifugus (little brown bat)
Lineage: Eukaryota; Metazoa; Chordata; Mammalia; Chiroptera; Vespertilionidae
Gene: EFNA3
Product: ephrin A3
Biological process (GO): axon guidance; ephrin receptor signaling pathway
Cellular component (GO): plasma membrane
Molecular function (GO): ephrin receptor binding
Source: RefSeq, a predicted model, not a curated record
AUGCCCAUGGCCUCAGGGUGGAGGUCAGUGGGACUCAAGAGAGCGGGUGGCCUGGCGCUGCUUCUCUCUGACCCGCUGCCGGUCCCCGGUCCCCGCAGCCUGCGGCGAGAGGGCUACACGGUGCAGGUCAACGUGAACGACUACCUGGACAUCUACUGCCCGCACUACAACAGCUCGGGGCCGGGCGGCGGGGCGGAGCAGUACGUGCUGUACAUGGUGAGCCGCGCCGGCUACCGCUCCUGCAACGCCAGCCAGGGCUUCAAGCGCUGGGAGUGCAACCGGCCGCACGCGUCCCACAGCCCCAUCAAGUUCUCGGAGAAGUUCCAGCGCUACAGCGCCUUCUCUCUGGGCUACGAGUUCCACGCCGGCCACGAGUACUACUACAUCUCCACGCCCACCCACAACCUGCACUGGAAGUGUCUGAGGAUGAAGGUGUUCGUCUGCUGCGCCUCCAGUGAGCAUCGGAAUUCCGGGGAGAAGCCGGUCCCCACUCUCCCCCAGUUCACCAUGGGCCCCAAUGUGAAGAUCAACGUGCUGGAAGACUUUGAGGGAGAGAACCCCCAGGUGCCCAAGCUUGAGAAGAGCAUCAGCGGGACCAGCCCCAAGCGGGAACACCUGCCCCUCGCGGUGGGCAUCGCCUUCUUCCUCAUGACACUCUUGGCCUCCUAGCUCUGCUCCCUCCCUUGAUGGGGGGCGAUGGGGCGGGGGCGGCCCAGAUAGGGAGACGUUGGCCUCUCCAAGGGAAGCCUAGCCCAGAGGCCUAGACCCUCCUCCAGUGGCUGAAAGUGGGGUCUGCACCAUACAUCUGUGCCCAUCCCUUCUGCCCCCUCCCUCCACGUGUCACUGUAGUGGACCAGGCACAGGGAGGCCAUGGGUCCCAGUGGCCUUAUGGCUUGGGUAAUGUUUGGUACCAAACUGGGGGGCCAUAAAAGGUAGUGCUCAGGACUCCCUGACCCCUGGUGCCCUCCUCUUUUGUCCCCCCAGAGAGACACAUAUGCCCCAAAGAGAGCAAAUUGAAGCGUGGGAGACACCCCACCCCUCUCUUCCAGGGGCAGAACACAGGGAGGGGACUCGAUGGGCGAGGGGGUGGCAUCACCCGCUGCCCCCUUACCCUGUUUACAGCAAUAAGCACGUCCUCCUCCCCCCCCCCCCACUCCCACUCCCAGGAUUGUGGUUUGGAUGGAAUCCAAGUUUACAAGUAGACACCCCUGGGGGGGUGGGCAGUGGAAAAGGGUGACAAGGGGUGGGCACUGGGGUGCCAGGCAGGCAUGUACAGCUCUAUAUCUCUAUAUAUAUGUACAGACAGACAGAGUCCCUCCCCUCCUCACCCCCCUGACCUUCCUUGACUUCCCCUUCCAACUUCAGACCCCUUCCCCACCAGGCUAGGCCCCCCACUGGGGGGACCCCCUGGCCCCUCUUGUGUCUUCUGUGAAGACAAGACCUAUGCAACGCACAGACACUUUUGGAGACCGUGAGACAACAACGCCCUCCCCCUCCAGCCCUGAGCCAGGACCCAGCUCCCAGGACCUUACUCUGUCCAUCCUCUGUGGUCCCCACCCACCCUCCUGGGCCUUUUUCAAGUGCUUUGGCUGUGACUUUCAUACUCUUGCUCUUAGUCUAAAAAAAUAAACUGGAGAUAAAAAUAA